Solanum tuberosum (potato) is the source of this 3126-nucleotide messenger RNA. Its product is annotated as integrator complex subunit 9. Gene Ontology annotation, cellular component: integrator complex. The coding region runs from base 743 to 2833 and encodes 696 amino acids. Gene Ontology annotation, biological process: snRNA 3'-end processing. NCBI's taxonomy places the organism in Eukaryota, Viridiplantae, Streptophyta, Magnoliopsida, Solanales, Solanaceae. The transcript is spliced from 12 exons. The record is from RefSeq and is a predicted model, not a curated record.
UUAAAAGUUAACAGUUCCAUUUUUUUUUGAACUGUUUUCUUAUUUUAUAAUUCAGUCUGAAAAUGAAGUUUAUCAUGAAUGACUUGCGGAGUCAAAUGAAUGCUUAAUGUUUUUACAAUUGCAUUCCGCCUUUAUUUUGUUGGGGUAAGCAUGACUGCAUGGGUUUAUUGGUGAUUUCACGUUCCAAAAUAAACCCCAAAGACACAUUUUGAUACAUUGAACAUGCUUGUCACAAAACCAAAAUUAAUAUCUCGCUAGAUUUUUUUCCUGAUAAUUUCUCGCUAGCUCACCAUAUAAACCAACUUAAUUGGAAAUUCAAAUAAACGAAAUAUUGAACCCUUUUCAGCUAUUCCCUGAAAAAAAUAAUUCCCCACCCCCUCUUUUGGCUCAUUUCUCUCCUCUUUGUUCCCAUUCAGAACCCUUUCACCCUCUCUCCGUCGGAGUUCACCAAGUUCAGUGCUGCCAACCAAAUACUGGCAGAUUAUUGUUGAUUUUAAGUGAAGAUAAUGUUCAUUCAACUUCAGCAUCUUCCCUGGUUUUGUGGUACUCAUUUUGUCCGAGAAAAAAAGCCCUAUAACAGCAAAAUCACCAUUUCCUGAUUCCCCUUCAAAAUUGUCUGUUUUUAGGAGAUAUUUAAACUAAUCUAGGCUCUAGAAUGUUUGUCUAAAUUGUUUUGAGGCUGAUAUCCUUUGGAACAUUAAGAUAUCCUGGUUGCUGAGAAACUUUAGCACUCUUCAAUUCCAUGAAGUUUACAUGUUUAAGUGAGGGCAGGGGCUACUAUUUCCCACCAUGCCACAUAGUUAAUAUAUGUGGUUUCCAGGUGUUACUUGACUGCCCUUUGGACCUUUCAGCCCUAGCUGUAUUUUCUCCCCUACCAAUUGUUAUUUCUUCCCUGCUUGAUGAGAAAGCUUCUAUUCAUAGCGGCCAAAGUUCAUCAAAUUCAGAGUCUGUAAGACAGGAAGUUUCGGAGCUUCUUCAUUCCAAAAAUUUGAUACAGGCUGAGCCUUGGUAUAAAACUGUGAAAAGUUUGCAGCUUUGGAGUAUUUAUUCCAUAGAUGUGGUACUAAUCUCAAGUCCUAUGGGUAUGCUAGGGUUACCUUUUCUUACCCGCCUCAAAGACUUCAGAGCAAAGAUAUAUGCAACAGAAGCAGCUUCCAGACUAGGGAAACUGAUGAUGGAGGACCUUAUUUCCAUGCAUAUGGAGUUGAGACAAUUCUAUGGACCUGAAGAAUCUGGUUGCCCUCAAUGGAUGACAUGGGAAAAACUUGAACUACUUCCUAGGGCACUAAAGGAUAUUGUUUUAGGCAGUGAAAGGACAGAGCUCGGUGGAUGGAUGUCCAUAUACAGUGCAGCUGAUAUGAAGGGUUGCAUGGAGAAGGUUCAAUUCCUUAAGUAUGCUGAAGAAGCCUACUAUAAUGGCUCAUUGACCAUAAAAGCAUUGAGUUCUGGUUUAGAGAUAGGUGCUUGUAAUUGGAAUAUUCUAAGUCCAAAAGGAAACAUUAUUUAUCUUUCUGGCUCUGUUUUUGCAUCAGCAACUGCAACCAGUUUCGAUUACAAAGCUCUUGAAAGAAGUGAUGUUCUAUUAUAUUCAGACUUCACAGCCUGCAAUGAUGUUGAUGGUGAAAAGAAUGAUUUCCCUCCUGCUACUGGCAGUUCCUAUUCAAGUAAUAUUGGUAGUUGUUGGGAAACAAUACCUGAAUCAUGGCUUGAUUCAGAUGAGUACUCUGAAGAGAUGGAAAAAGUAUCUUUUAUAUGUUCUUGUGCGUUGGACACUAUUAGUGAUGGAGGAUCAGUCCUUAUUCCCAUUGGACGGCCCGGAGUCAUGUUGCAGCUGUUGGAGAACAUAUCACUUUCACUAGAAUCUUCAAAUUUAAAGGUUCCUAUAUACUUUGUUUCUUCUGUGGCGGAAGAGUUGUUGGCAUUUUCCAAUAUCAUACCUGAAUGGCUGUCCAGUCAACUGCAAGAAAGAUUUUGUUCUGGGCAACCACUAUUCACGCAUAUUCAGCUGUCAAACGAGAAAAAGCUCUUCGUAUCUCCUGCAAUACAUUCAUCAAAAUUCCUAACAAGUUGGCAGGAACCUUGCAUAGUAUUCUGUCCUCACUGGAGUUUGCGACUUGGCCCUGUUGUCCAUCUCCUUCAACGUUGGUGUGCAGAUCCUAACUCGUUGCUUAUCAUUGAGGAAAGAGCUGAUAUCAAGUUGGCUUUGUUGCCUUUUGAGCCAAUGUCAAUGAAGGUCCUUCAAUGUUCAUUCAUCUCUGGAAUAAAGCUAAAGAAAGCUAUACCUUUACUAAAGAUAUUACAACCUAAACAUGUGCUGGUCCCUGAGAGUUUGAGGCCCCAUAUUAGCUGUUGGAACCCCAAAUUUUCAGUCCAUAGUUUCUCCGAAAAUGAAACUGUAGUUGUGCCCAAGUUGAAAACAUUUGCCGAUAUGGACAUUGCCAUGGACAUGGCUUCUGAGCUGCUCAUUGAUACAAAAAUGAUACAGGGAAAAAAUAUUGCAAGAUUAAAGGGAGAGUUGCUCAUUGAGCAGGGAAAGUAUCGGUGUGUUCUUAGAAACAAGCAAGUGCUUUCUUCACAAGUUAGGCCAUUGCUAUUUCUGGGUAGAGUUGACUUGGACUCCCUUCUGAUGGCUUUAAAGAAGAUGGGUAUGAAAGUAGCUGCACAGCAUGCCCAGAAUACUGAUGGAUCAGAAAAUGUAUCACUUAUAUUCAUCUCGGAGCCCAAUGAAGCCUUGAUAGAGGUUACAUCAACUCAAACCACGAUAAGUGUUGGUGAUGAGACUACUGCUUCCCUGGUUUCUGAGGCUGUUCGUAGCACUUUAGUUUGUUUCUGAUAAAAGAUGGCACUUGUACAUACCUAGAUGCCAAUGGUUUAAGAAGAUUAACUAAUUUUCAGUUUUGAGGAGAAAACGAUUCAUUUAACUGGGAAUGGAGGUUGGGAGUUGUAACGAAGGGCAGUCUUGCAGCGUCUUUUUCCCCAGUCAAGCACUGGCCACUGCCCUGUUGAUAGAUACUGGAACAAAGAGAGUGCAUGCAUAUUCUCUAAUAUUUGUACUAUUGUUUUGGUGAUACCUGUAUCUCUUUGCGCCAAAAAAGAAGAUUUUCUUAGAAAAUGGAUUUCUCGUUA